AUGGCUCGCUUUAACAAGACCAACGCACGAAAGGCUAGCAGAAAUCCACAGACAGGUGAAAACCCAGGCUACCUUUCUAUGCAGCAAGAAGCACGAAACACUGGAUGCCGCAAUCUAUGGCAUUCGAAUUCCCAGCUCCGCCACCAGACAGUCCAGUUUGUGAGUGCAGGCAACCUUGAACAGUCUCAGGAACAUAAGCCUGCCUCCAUAGCCGAGGAGCCUUCCAGAAACGGGGAAUCUCACAUGGGGGGGGAAACAUCUGAAUUAAUUCCAAAUGACUUCUGCGGAUAUCAGUCAGACUCCAGCCCAGCCAACGAAAAUGUGGCAAUGACAGGAAGCCCAGGACUUCCUGUUCGGCUACGUCCUCUCUCCCCUACAGAUUCGAGCGAGGAUGAAGUCAUCUUCCGGGGUAGGCGGACGCGAAGCAAACCACCGUCAAAUUGCCACGUCGACUCACGAAGCGCCCCAAUUAAUGGCGGCGUGCUUGCAGAAAUCGAUGGUGAGCCACCAGCUUAUACGCAGGCGCCUAUUACAUCUACGGAUUUGUCACCAGACGAUGCAUCAUCAGUUGCUUUCGGCGAAGACACUCCCGAUUGGAUAGGAAUUAACGGCCACUCCAAUCGCAAUAAAAUAUCAGACGAGGAUGAUGUCUUAGCUGACUACAUCGCACACAUACUUGAAAACGAAUCAGAGAUUGACGGCUCCUCUUCAGCCGAGGGACGACAUUUUGAACAUGGAACUAUACAGCCCAUUUCGCAGAAUGUGACUCGCUCCUCGGUAAGCGAAGAUGACGGAUCUGAUCAUCACGGCUCCUCACCAGCGGAGGUACUAGGGGAUGCACAUGCCACGCCCUCUGGCUUAUCUCGUUCGACUCGAAAAAAAUCUAAAAAGAGCAUAUUUGCCUCGGCAACUGCCUUUACCGAUGCACUGGAACUCGAUCCCUAUUAUGGGCUAGAUGUCAUGGAUUUCAGCAGGCCAAGCCUAAGCAAGAAGAAAUAUAAAAAACACGCACAUUGCAAUUUUGAAGCCGUUGAUACGGAGCUGGAAAAUGAGCUGGUAAAUGCCUGGAACAACGAUCGCUUAAAGAAAAAAGCGAAGAAGAGGGAACGGGAAGAUCUUCGAGUUCAAGGACUCCUAGGCCGACGCAAGAAUGAUCCGGACUUAAAAGCCAAGUAUGUGAAUGGUAUAGACAUCGAGGAUUUGAAAUCCGAGAUACGGUUGUUCCUUCUUUCACCAAAGAAUAGCUUAUCACUCCCUCCGAUGACCAAGCAUCGCAGAAUGCUUAUUCAUGACAUGGCACAUUCCUUGCGCUUAACCUCACAGUCACGCGGCAAAGGCUCCUCCCGCUUUCCUGUUCUGUCAAAGACGUCACGGACACCAAAAUAUACGCAUAGGACAGUAUCGCAAAUGGAACGGGUGUUCUCAAAGGAAAAGUUCAGUUCUCGCGCUUUAAUGGCAUGGGACAAAUCUCGCAGUCGGCCGGAUAAAGCUAAGCGUGGCCAUGGAAAUGUCUCUUACGUGGAUGGUGACGUCGUCGGUGCUUCAGCACCCGAAAUAGGUGCGGGAAACAAAGGAAGAGCGAUGCUGGAAAAGAUGGGUUGGAGUACAGGAACCGCUCUUGGUGCCAUCAAUAAUAAGGGCAUCCUUUUGCCGGUUGCGCAAGUAGUGAAGAACUCGAAAACUGGAUUGGGUUAA
Messenger RNA from Aspergillus puulaauensis, 1695 nucleotides. Its product is annotated as putative R3H and G-patch domain protein. NCBI's taxonomy places the organism in Eukaryota, Fungi, Ascomycota, Eurotiomycetes, Eurotiales, Aspergillaceae. The transcript has 3 exons. Bases 1 to 1695 code for a protein of 564 amino acids. Gene Ontology annotation, molecular function: nucleic acid binding. The record is from RefSeq and is a predicted model, not a curated record.